AUUGAAGUCUCUCGCAGAAAGUACGAGCCACUGGACUUUGGGUUGCGGUCAGCUAAUACAGCCAUAAAUUCAUGCCCACCCCGCACCAUCUCGGAACUUCUCGACGCAACGAUUUUUGGCAGUCAAAAGGGUCUCGUCCAAGAACGUUCACUCAGGGAGACGCCUAGCCAGAACCGGCGACCGAGAGGGACAGCCGAGGCGGGCAGGCUUGGCAUUCCAAACUGCUUUGUAAUGCCUCCCCCGGCAGGGACCUGCCCACUGGCCUCGGAGCGAGCCGGCCGUCGGGAAGGGCAGACGGGUGUGGAUGACUUGCCCGGCACCGACCGCGCCCGUCAGCGCCCGCGUCUCGCCUUCCUUGUUUCCGCUUUGCUGCCAAGGUUCACGUCAACCCGGCGGCUGAUGCGAUGCGCCAAAUUCGCCCCCGACGUGACCGCAACGGAGGCCGGGCAGGGUGGAAGCGGGCAUGUCUAUGCCCAUGUCCAUGCCCACCCUUGACCAUUCUGGUGAUACAAAAACAAAGCUUGUGGUGUUUUGACGCCGCCAUCCCUGGCGAUACGGCAACUCUCUCCAAAUCCCCCCCUGGGCGGGCAAGAUGGACAGCGAGGCAUUUUGACGGCACACACACGCACACCCCCGGCAGUUGACCCCCGGGACUGCCGUCGAGGCCGGGGUUCCCCCGCUCAGGUGGUGGGACAGUUUAAACUCUAAUUCUCCUCCCACCUCGUAUCACGGCGUAGCAGUCGCGGUUCAGACAGGCCAAAGGCAAACAUCUUUCUCGUCCUGAGGCCCCUGUCCUCGCCCGUCCCCUCUUUCUGACCGUCACGCAUCCUGGAUUGGACACUUCUCCGCUGCGGGUGCUGCCCUGCCCUGCGCCAUGCGUUUAUUUGUUUUCCCUUCUUUCAAUGAUGCAUUUCCCCCAUGCCCGUCUCGUCCCGCUCAAGAUGCGCAUCCUGUCUCGUCCGCUGUUUUUACUUACUGUUUGCUUUUGUUGUUGUUACCGUUAAUAUUGACCGGCUUUAAUCGACGACAGCCAACCAGAAGACUGUUCACCGCCCGGACCGCCAGCUCUGGCCUGACAGACAUCCAGGUGUAGUAAUAGUCCAACCGUCCAAUUGCGGGC
Messenger RNA from Gaeumannomyces tritici R3-111a-1, 1120 nucleotides. RefSeq lists its product as hypothetical. The coding region runs from base 232 to 495 and encodes 87 amino acids. The transcript has 2 exons. Lineage: Eukaryota; Fungi; Ascomycota; Sordariomycetes; Magnaporthales; Magnaporthaceae. The record is from RefSeq and is a predicted model, not a curated record.